This is a messenger RNA of Phoenix dactylifera (date palm), 2678 nucleotides long. NCBI's taxonomy places the organism in Eukaryota, Viridiplantae, Streptophyta, Magnoliopsida, Arecales, Arecaceae. The record is from RefSeq and is a predicted model, not a curated record.
ACGGUCUAUUUUUCCUUAAAUACCCCUCGGCUCGUUUCCUCCCCGCACCCCCCUCCGCCCCGACGGGAACCGAAAUCACGAGAAGAUCUGCCUCGUCCUCCCCCAGCGCCGCCGCCGCUCCGGCACCGGAAUCCUUCUCGGACCCCCUUUGUCCGCUUCACCCGGAAGCGGCGAACCGGACGAGGCCCAGGUCCUUCCCGCCACCGCCAGAGGGCGUUUGAUCGUCACGAUCUCCUUUGAUUCCUUCUCUUCCUCGUCUAUUCGAUUGCUUUUCGUUUCUGUUGAUUGGAAGAUGACCGAAGACAGCAGUCAGAAGGCUUCUGAUGAAUCCAGUGCGGCCGCGACCGCCGCGCGGCAAAGGAAAAAACGAAAGUGGGACCAGCCUGCAGAGUCCUUGAUAUCUGCUGGAGUUGCUGUUCCAGGGGUCUCGUUGGGCAUGGGUGGUGUUGUUGGGAUUUCUCUCCCAGGAGUUGUUCCACUUUCUGGAGUUCCAGCAACUUUUGCUACUGUCUCUCAGUUGAUACAGUCAUCUUCACUCCCACAGAGUGCUGCUGCAAUAGUUCAGAAAUUAAAUCAGCCAAAAAUUCAAGAUGAAUUAAUAGCACGAGAAAUUGUUAUAAAUGAUGCAGAACCAGCCAUCCGAUAUAAGCUUACAAAACGUCAAACACAAGAAGAGAUUCAGAAAUGCACAGGUGCUGUCGUCAUAACCAGAGGCAAGUACCGCCCAAAUGGAUUGCCAGACAGUGAGAAGCCAUUAUAUCUCCAUAUUUCUGCUGGGUCUCAUUUGAAAGACACCGUUGAACGCAUUAAAGCAGUUGAUCGUGCAGCUUCCAUGGUUGAGGAAAUAUUGAAACAAGGACAGAAUUCCCAGCCAGCUUCUACCCCUUUCCUCUCAGCUCUGAGUAAUGGGGAGGUUGCUCAACCUCGGAGCACAUGUGUAUAUCUGGGCUUUGAUGCAGACCCAUCAUUAAAUAUUGCAGCUCGUAUCCGUGGACCAAAUGACCAGUAUAUAAAUCACAUUAUGAAUGAAACAGGAGCAACUGUUGUACUGAGAGGAUGGGGUUCUGGAAAUCUUGAUAGUUCUCAUGCUGAAGCAGGGCAGCUACCCUUGCACUUAUAUCUGUCAAGUACCAAUCCAAAGAGUCUUGAAGAUGCAAGGAUUCUAGCUGAAAACCUUCUGGACACAAUUUCUGCUGAAUGUGGUGCUUCUAGGAUUUCAUCAUGUAAGGUAUAUGGUGCAGUUCCUCCCCCACAGCAAUUGAUGGCUGGAGUUCAAAAUUCAAAGGUAUCAGAUGUAAACGGCAAUCUAGUUGCUGGAUUGCCGUGCACUGCUGCUGGCUCUGCAGCAGCAACAGAGUCUUUUCCACCUACUGGAGUUUCAGUUUCUACAGGCUCCAAUGUGUGUCCACCAGGGGCACUAUUAAAAUCUGGGGCCCUGCUUAGUUAUGGAAGCCCCCCAAGUAUGGUUAGCUAUACCCAACCCUCAGUGACCGGGGGAACAUGCUAUAGCGGAUAUGAAGGGAUAUAUCCACAAGCCACACCAUUGCAGCAAGUUGCUUUGGCACUCAGGCAGGCACCAGCUUCAACUGCUGUCAUUUCAUCCUCAGCUUCAUUGACAAGCACAGCCCUAAAGAUGAACUCAAGCUCAAAUGCUGAUGCAGACAAACGCCCUCCACAGAAACGGAAAUUUCAGGAGCUACCAGUCACUUCGAAGGAGCCAGCAGUUCUUCAUCAGAACUCACAACCGGGAUCAGAAUUUCUUAAGUCAGGUUCAGAGGAUUCAGGUUUAGGGAGUGGUGUGUCCAUGCCGCCGCCAAAGCUGGUUGAGCCUAGGUCAAAUGGGAUGCCACCACCUCCUUCACGGAAUAUGCCUUGCCCACCACCAAAGUUCUCGUUGCCACGAUCAGCUGCCAUCGAGAGUAGGGACUUUGAUUUGAAGAAAUCAAGUGCUCCACCACCUCCCCCAAGAAACAUGCCUCCCCCACCACCAAAGUUCUCAUCACAAUCACCUCCCAAAGUUGAGAGUAGGAACUCGGUGGCGAAGAAAUCAAGUUUGGAGCCUGUCUCUGAUAUACUGAUGAAGCUUGCAGAGUAUGGAGAUGAGGAUGACAAUGUUGAUGACACCAUUGAAUUGCCCAAGGACAAUCCAACUCGAACUUCAACCUCUAAACCAUUUUGGGCCGUGUGAUUUUUGAAGUGUUGCUGAGUGGUGUUUGAAAGAACCAGCCGACACUUUGGACAUUUUCUGCCUCUUCUUGCUGCAGCCAAUUUGCAUCUGCGAGAUGGGCACUGCUAGAGGAUGCUGCAUUGUCAUUAUUUUGAUGACCACAAGUUGGACAUUCAGCAUUUGUUGAAGUGCUGAUGUCCUAUAAUUUUUCAAUGCAUCGUCGAGAGCCUCGUGUUAAGAUGCAGACAGGGAGCUGUAAGUUUUGACAGAGCAGAUGGACAUGAAUAUAGAUAUAAUAGGUUAUUUAGUUUUGUUUCUCAACAGUGGGCUGAUGGUUACCAUGUUUUCCUUGGCCCCUGGAGGCCCAUUGGCAUUAAGCACCAGUGUGUCCUAAAUAUUUACCCAACCUGUGGAUUGCAGAUGUAGUCGAGGAUCAUGUGCCUAUGCUCAUUGAUGGUGUAUGCAACUUUUUUAUUAACAUCAAAGGUCUUCUUAUAUCAAUUUUUCCAUU